AUGCUUCAAACGGCCCACCCCCCGGCCACCAACCAGCUUCCCCCGGGUUACUACCCGCCAACGAACCUUGGGGGUCUCAAUCAACUCAUACCCAGCCUCGCAACCGACUCGGCCGCGAGUCUCCCUAACCCGCAGGCCCCACUUCCUGCCCUAGCAACACCAGCAGCACCUCCAGCAACUGUGCCAGCUGCGCUCGGCGCCGGACCCAAGGAGGCGGCCCGACACUCCAAGGAUUUGAAGGACGAUGAUGAUGAACUAUUACUUCACUCCCCCCACAAUAAAUGUGCUCCCCCGCAUCAACCUGUAGACCUUACGAACCCUCCGGAGCAUUAUUAA
Puccinia triticina is the source of this 336-nucleotide messenger RNA. RefSeq lists its product as uncharacterized. The transcript has 3 exons. NCBI's taxonomy places the organism in Eukaryota, Fungi, Basidiomycota, Pucciniomycetes, Pucciniales, Pucciniaceae. The record is from RefSeq and is a predicted model, not a curated record. Bases 1 to 336 code for a protein of 111 amino acids.